Nerophis lumbriciformis (worm pipefish) is the source of this 3830-nucleotide messenger RNA. RefSeq names its product protein kinase N2a (gene pkn2a). Gene Ontology annotation, molecular function: ATP binding; protein serine/threonine kinase activity; small GTPase binding. The record is from RefSeq and is a predicted model, not a curated record. Gene Ontology annotation, biological process: signal transduction; protein phosphorylation. Lineage: Eukaryota; Metazoa; Chordata; Actinopteri; Syngnathiformes; Syngnathidae.
UUUGGUUGUUUCUCCGUGGUGUCUGGGUUCCUCUGGGCGGGCUAUUCCACUCUAACCACCGCCUCUUCCUCCUCCAACGUCCCUGGGACAGCCUCCUCCUAUUCUUCACUUUUGUCCCAAGACCCGUCCGGAGCCCACCGAGCUGCGGUGUGGCCCGCGUCCAGGACAACAACAUGGGAGGCGUCGCGUACCCGAGAUGACCGACGCUUGGGCGAAAAUCAACUUUUCCAGUGCGUGGAAACGUAAAAAGGAGACUUGUUUUCGGAGUCCCUGCUCCCCUCCUCUCUCCCCGUAGGAUUUGAUUCAAAGCCGAAAAGCAAGAUGGCCGCCGACUCCGUGCAGGGGGAUUCCAGGGUCCAGCUUGUUUCCGAGCGGCUCGGUCUUGGCAACAAUCUGGAACUGUCAGACACCAUGGUCCAGCAGAAACUGGAUGAGAUCAAGGAGCAGAUUCGCAGAGAGAUUCGCAAGGAGCUGAAGAUUAAAGAAGGUGCAGAGAACCUACGCAAGGUCACUACAGACAAGAAGAGCCUGGCUUAUGUUGACAACAUGUUGAAAAAAUCCAACAAGAAGGUUGAGGAGCUUCACCAGGAGCUGCAGGAGCUCAACGCCCAUAUUGUGGUUAAAGACCCUGAAGAAUUACAAGAAUGCCCUCUGACCCCAGAUACCCCCAACAGUGAGACGCGACUAUGGACAAGCAACAGCCGCCUAGCAGCCCUGAAAAGGCAGAACGACAUCGAGCUGAAGGUUAAACAAGGGGCUGAAAACAUGAUUCAGAUGUACUCGAAUGGUCCAUCCAAGGAUCGUAAGUUGCUGGCGACAGCGCAGCAGAUGCUCCAGGACAGCAAGAUGAAGAUCGAGUUCAUCAGGAUGCAGAUCCUCAAAGCAAGCCAGGCCAAUGAGCUGAGCUUCGAGAGCAAUGACGUGAUGGACAAGGCCAUCAUCAGUCCUCUGGACCUACGGGUGGAAGAGCUGUGUCACCAUGCCAGAAUAGAGUCUGCUGUAGCAGAGGGAGCCAAGAACGUCAUGAAACUCCUGGGCACAGGAAAAGUCACCGAAAAAAGAGCACAUUUAGAGGCGCAGGCUCGCUUUAAUGAGUCCAGCCAAAAGCUGGACCUUCUGCGCCAUUCGUUGGAGCAGCGCCUCAGCGAGCUGCCUAAGAACCACGCACGCAGCAACAGCAUCGUGGAGGAGCUGUCACUUCUUUCCGCGCCAGUUCUCAGCCCACGAUCCAGCCUCAUCUCCACGCAGAACCAGUACAGCACCGUCACCAAGCCCGCCGCACUCACAGGCACACUAGACGUCAGGCUCAUGGGCUGUCAAGACCUUCUGGAAAAUGUCCCCGGACGCUCCAAAGCGGCAUCUGUCCCGCUGCCUGGCUGGAGCCCUAGCGAAACGCGUUCAUCCUUCAUUAGCCGAGCAAACCGAAACCGCAGUGUGAGCUCCCGAAACAUGACAAAAAGCGAGGAGCUCUCCAACGAGAUUAGUGCAGUUUUAAAGCUGGACAACACAGUCGUAGGUCAGACCAGCUGGAAGCCUGUCAGUAACCAGGCCUGGGACCAGAAGUUUACUUUGGAGCUGGACCGGUCCCGUGAGCUGGAGAUCUCCGUGUACUGGCGGGAUUGGCGGUCACUCUGCGCGGUCAAGUUCCUGCGCCUUGAGGACUUCCUGGACAACCAGCGACACGGCAUGUGUUUGUACCUGGAACCAGAGGGGAUGCUGUUUGCCGAGGUGACAUUUUUUAAUCCUGUUAUUGAGAGACGACCAAAGUUGCAAAGACAGAAGAAGAUUUUCUCAAAGCAGCAGGGUAAGACUUUCCUGCGAGCCCCUCAGAUGAACAUCAACAUUGCCACCUGGGGCCGUCUGGUGAGAAGAGCCAUUCCCACCGUCAGCACCAAUUCCUUUAGUCCACAGACCGCUGAGACUGGUUCCAGCAGCAUCCCGGGUUCACCCACACCCUGCAGUGACCCACUGGUUACCAAGCUGGACUUUGACAGAGAGCCAACCCCGGGCCCCAAAUUCUACCCAGCACCCGAAAGCAUCCGCGAACUCCCAGAGCAACACAACAAGCUGCCUGACAAGGAGGAAGUGCAGGAUGCACUCGCCUCCUUCGACUUCCUGAACCAGAGAAACAGCCUUGCAUUGAAACCAGAUCUGGACUUGGUGGUAGAAACGGAGGUGCAACAUCCAGACCUGGAGCUCACGGCCUUCCAGAAAGAUGCUGAGAUAAGGGAGGAAGAGCAGUUUCACUUCAGUAUGAAAGACUUCAAAUGUAAUGCGGUCCUUGGAAGAGGCCAUUUUGGAAAGGUGUUGUUGGCCGAGUAUAAAAGCACAGGAGAGAUGUUUGCCAUCAAGGCUCUGAAGAAAGGUGACAUUGUUGCUCGUGAUGAGGUGGACAGCCUGAUGUGCGAGAAGAGGAUCUUUGAAACCGUCAACAGCGUGCGCCACCCCUUCUUGGUCAACCUGUUUGCUUGCUUCCAGACGCAGGAGCAUGUGUGUUUUGUCAUGGAGUACGCCGCUGGAGGCGACUUGAUGAUGCACAUCCACGCCGAUGUCUUCUCCGAACCUCGAGCCGUGUUUUACGCUGCCUGUGUCGUGUUGGGAUUACAAUUCCUGCACGACCACAAGAUCGUGUACAGAGACUUGAAGCUGGACAACCUGCUGCUGGACACGGAGGGUUACGUGAAGAUUGCUGACUUUGGCCUUUGUAAAGAAGGAAUGGGUUUCAGGGACAGAACCAGCACUUUCUGCGGAACGCCAGAGUUUUUGGCGCCUGAGGUCUUGACUGAAACGUCGUACACUCGUGCUGUGGACUGGUGGGGGCUUGGCGUGCUCAUCUUUGAGAUGCUGGUGGGGGAGUCACCCUUCCCCGGUGACGAUGAAGAGGAGGUGUUUGACAGCAUCGUCAACGAUGAAGUCCGCUACCCAAAAUUUGUCUCCACUGAAGCUAUCUCCAUCAUGAGGAGGCUUUUAAGAAGAAGCCCCGAACGUCGCCUGGGAGCGGGAGAACGUGACGCCGAGGAGGUGAAGAAGCAUUUAUUCUUCCGGAACACGGACUGGGAAGGCCUGAUGGCCAAGAAGGUCAAGCCGCCGUUCGUGCCGACCAUCCAGGGCGCCAACGACGUCAGCAACUUCGACAACGAAUUCACCUCGGAGGCGCCCAUCCUGACGCCGCCCAGGGAGCCUCGGAUGCUGAACUCUGGGGAGCAGAACCUGUUCACGGACUUCGAUUACAUCGCAGACUGGUGCUAGCUGCGCAAACCUCUUUUUAAAUGAACAUGAAGAAUUGUCCUUUUUUUUUUUUAAGGAGAAAAACACAAACUCUUGUUGGAGGAACUGAAGGAGGAGGAAUUGUGGCUCCUCCUGAACGCUGUCUGACCACUGAGAAUGUUCUUGACAGGAAGCAACAUCUUCUUUUACUUCGUCUCUGUGCAGACCUCCUUUUUACGGCUUUCCCUUUUCAUCCGGUUCCUCCCUGAAAGUGCUCAAACCACACAUCAACUCCUCCCCCUUUCUGUAACAAAGUGUCCACCUGAACGUUUCCAUCCAGCGUUAGGAGCCACAUCACCUGUCAAAAGCAUUCAUUUGACCCCACAAUGACAUGAUUUCAUUCAACAAUAAAUCCAACAGUUUAUUUCGUCGUGUUACCUCAGUGGACGCCGCUCCAAAGACACGCCACAAAGAUGAUCGGCGGCGAAUGAAAGGAAAAUGUGAUCGAGCAGAAAAUCCCGGAGACCCGAGCUGAAUUGUUGGGAAUCUUCUCUGAAUGUCAAUUUGCAUGAUUGAUGUCAACUGAUGAAUCACUGCAGGGUAUAUUAAAAAUAUAAAUAUCA